Coniosporium apollinis CBS 100218 is the source of this 1575-nucleotide messenger RNA. RefSeq lists its product as uncharacterized. Gene Ontology annotation, molecular function: transmembrane transporter activity. The transcript has 3 exons. The record is from RefSeq and is a predicted model, not a curated record. The coding region runs from base 1 to 1575 and encodes 524 amino acids. Gene Ontology annotation, biological process: amino acid transport; transmembrane transport. Lineage: Eukaryota; Fungi; Ascomycota; Dothideomycetes. Gene Ontology annotation, cellular component: membrane.
AUGGAGAAGAAAGUCGAGGAUCAACCGGCAGCUCCUAUCUACAGCGUUGAGGAUGGCGUUGAGGUCGGCCAGGUCAUCAACGCGUCUGGUCACGUCCAGGAGCUAGAGCGCAACUUCAGUCUACUGAGCGUCUGUUCGGUGGGAAUAUGCGCGGGGAAUACGUGGGCGGCACUUGGAGGCAGUAUUGUCGUUGCUAUCUAUAAUGGAGGCCCGCCAGGCGUCAUCUACGAACUCUUCGCCGUGUCUUUCUUCUACUGGCUCAUUGCCGCAGCUCUGGCUGAGCUCGCCUCUGCCAUUCCCUCCUCUGCCGGCGUCUAUCACUGGGCGUCUAUCACGGCUGGACCGAAAUGGGGCAAGGCAGCGGGCUGGUAUGCCGGAUGGUGGAACUUCCUAGGCUGGAUAUUCGGUGCCGCGUCGGUAAGCGCCAUCGUCGCAAAUCUCAGCCUCGCCAUGUGGGGCCUAUUCCACGCCGACUACGUCCCGCAGCGCUGGCAUGUCUUCGUGGCGUACAUCAUAGUGACCUGGCUGGCGUGCGGAACCGUCCUCUUCUGCAACACCCUGCUUCCGAAGAUCAACACACUCGGCCUCUACCUCACUCUCGGGGGCUGGUUCAUCACCACACUAGUCUGCGCAAUAAUGCCCAGCACCAAAGGUACUGGUCACGCCAGCAACGCGUUCGUCUGGCGAGACUGGGAGAACCAGUCAGGCUACACAUCGGACGGCCUCGUCUUCCUGAUGGGCAUGCUGAACGGUGCAUACGCAGUAGGGACGCCUGACUGCGUCUCACACUUAGCAGAGGAGGUCCCACUUCCACAAAUCAACAUCCCGAAGGCCAUAGCCGCGCAGAUGGUCACAGGGCUCCUUACCGCCUUCUGCUACCUCGUCGCCAUCUUCUACAGCAUCUCCGAUUUCGACGCGCUGCUCGAGCAACCUUACACGAUCCCGCUGGCCGAAGUCUACAGGCAAGCCACCACGACGCGUGGCGGGUCCUUAGGUCUUCUUCUCAUCGUCUUCCUGCCGCUCUGCUGCGCGCUUAUCGGAAUUCACAUCACCUGCGGCCGCAUGCUUUGGACCCUCGCGCGGGACCAAGCUACGCCGUUCCCGAAGCUGCUGAGCCGCGUCAGUCCGAAGUGGAAGAACCCGUUUAACGCGACCGUCGCGUGUGGUAUCAUUGUGACGGUGCUGGGCUGUAUCUACGUCGGAUCGCUGACCGCGUUCAGUGCGUUCGUAGGCUCGUUCGUCGUGCUGACCACGCUGUCAUACCUCGCGGCCAUCCUGCCGCAUCUCCUGACCCAACGCCGCUAUGUGAUGCGUGGCCCGUUUUGGAUGCCCGCUGCUGUCGCCAAUACAGUAGGGGGCAUCAGCUGCGUGUACAUUAUUGUUUUCAUCGUCAUCUACUGUUUUCCCUAUGCGAUGCCGUUUGAUGCGGCGAGCAUGAACUAUACGUGUCUGAUCACGGGUGGGUUUACGGUGUUUAUGAGUUUGUGGUGGAUGUGGAAGAGGACGAGGGGGUAUACGGGACCGAUUAUUUUAAUGCAGGAGGAGCGGAACACAUGUGAGAGAGGAGAGGAUUAG